This is a messenger RNA of Austrofundulus limnaeus, 4598 nucleotides long. RefSeq names its product vinculin. Bases 174 to 3377 code for a protein of 1067 amino acids. Gene Ontology annotation, molecular function: actin filament binding; structural molecule activity. Gene Ontology annotation, biological process: cell adhesion. NCBI's taxonomy places the organism in Eukaryota, Metazoa, Chordata, Actinopteri, Cyprinodontiformes, Rivulidae. Gene Ontology annotation, cellular component: actin cytoskeleton. The record is from RefSeq and is a predicted model, not a curated record. The transcript is spliced from 21 exons.
CUUUUUUUUUUCUUCCUCCACAUUGAUGGUUUCACGGGAGUAGUUGAAGUCUUCCCGCUGUCCUCGGAAGAGAAGCAUUCUGGGUCGUUUUAAGCUCCUCUGACGGAAAGUUUGGAGGAACUGUUUCAGGCGGAGUGAAAUUAGUUUCGCGUAGUAAACUAAAAGCUGCCACAAUGCCGGUUUUCCACACGAAGACGAUAGAAAGUAUCCUAGAGCCGGUGGCUCAGCAGAUAUCCCAUCUGGUGAUAAUGCACGAAGAAGGUGAAGUUGACGGGAAGGCUAUCCCGGACCUCUCGGCGCCGGUGGCUGCCGUCCAGGCGGCUGUUAGCAACCUUGUUCGGGUUGGAAAGGAGACCGUACAAACCACAGAGGACCAGCUCAUGAAAAGGGACAUGCCACCAGCUUUYAUCAAAGUGGAGAACGCAUGCACAAAGCUAGUGCAGGCUGCCUCCAUGCUGAAAGCUGAUCCGUACUCCGUUCCUGCUCGGGAUUACCUCAUCGAUGGGUCUCGGGGCAUCCUGUCUGGAACUUCUGACCUGCUUCUGACCUUUGAUGAGGCCGAGGUCCGCAAAAUAAUCCGCGUGUGCAAAGGUAUUCUGGAGUAUCUGACGGUGGCAGAGGUUGUAGAGACCAUGGAGGACUUGAUCACGUACACAAAGAAUCUGGGACCAGGUAUGACAAAGAUGGCGAAGAUGAUAGAUGAGCGACAGCAGGAGCUUACCCAUCAGGAGCAUCGUGUGAUGUUGGUCAAUUCCAUGAACACAGUCAAAGAGCUACUUCCCAUCCUCAUCUCAGGUAUAAAAAUCUUUGUAACAACCAAGACAUCCGGGAGCCAGGGUGUGGAAGAGGCCUUAAAGAACCGGAACUUCACUUUUGAAAAGAUGAGUGCCGAGAUAAAUGAGAUCAUCAGAGUUCUGCAGCUUACAUCCUGGGAUGAAGAUGCCUGGGCCAACAAGGACACGGAAGCCAUGAAGAGAGCUCUAGGGUUGAUUGACUCAAAGAUGGGUCAGGCUAAAAACUGGCUGAGGGAUCCAAAUGCUCCACCAGGCGAUGCUGGCGAGCAGGCCGUCCGACAGAUCCUGGAUGAAGCUGGUAAAGUUGGUGAACUUUGUGCUGGGAAGGAGCGCAGAGAUAUCCUGGGCACGGCUAAAACCCUGGGUCAGAUGACGGACCAGGUGUCUGACAUGAGAGCUAGAGGUCAAGGAGCAUCCCCAGCAGCCAUACAGAAGGCACAGCAGGUAUCCCAGGGGCUCGAUGUGCUCACAAACAAGGUGCAAAACGCUGCUCGCAAACUGGAGGCCAUGACGAACUCCAAGCAGGCCAUCGCCAAACGGAUCGAUGCUGCACAAAGCUGGCUCGCAGACCCCAAUGGCGGCCCAGAGGGAGAGGAGAACAUCAAAGCCCUCCUAAAUGAAGCCAGAAAGAUUGCAGAUCUGUGCGAGGACCCCAAAGAACGAGAUGAGAUUUUGCGCUCAGUUGGAGAGCUGGCUGCCAUGACUGCAAAGCUUUCUGAUCUCAGAAGACAUGGUAAAGGCGACACACCUGAAGCCAGAGCUUUAGCCAAACAGAUAGCAACAGCCCUGCAGAACCUGCAGUCCAAAACCAACAAGGCUGUGGCAAACAGCAGACCUGCAAAGGCAGCUGUUCACUUGGAGGGGAAGACUGAACAGGCGCAGCGUUGGAUUGACAAUCCCACUGUGGACGACAGCGGUGUGGGUCAGGCAGCCAUCCGUGGCCUGGUGGCAGAGGGCCGCAGGCUGGCUAACGCUAUGCCCGGCCCCUACAGAGCAGAGCUGCAGGGGAAGUGUGAGCAGGUGGAGCAGCUUAUGGCCCAGCUGGCUGACCUGGCUGCCCGUGGUGAGGGAGACUCCCCUCAGGCACGCGCUGUGGCCCAACAGCUCAAAGAAGCAUUGAAAGAUCUUAAAGGAAAGAUGCAGGAGGCGAUGACUCAGGAGGUUUCCGACAUCUUCAGUGACACAACAACCCCGAUCAAGUUACUGGCCGUGGCUGCCACUGCGCCCCUCGACGCCCCCAACAGAGAUGAGGUUUUUGAAGACAGAGCUGCCAACUUUGAGAACCAUGCCAACAGACUUGGUGCCACAGCGGAGAAGGCUGCUGCUGUCGGCACAGCAAACAAGAGCACGGUGGAGGGAAUCCAGGCCGCCGUCAAGUCAACAAGAGACUUAACACCACAAGUGGUUUCUGCUGCUCGUAUUCUCUUGAGAAACCCUGGCAACCAGGCAGCCUAUGAACAUUUUGAGACGAUGAAGAAUCAGUGGAUUGACAAUGUAGAGAAAAUGACAGGUUUGGUGGAUGAGGCCAUCGAUACCAAAUCUCUGCUGGACGCGUCCGAGGACGCCAUAAAGAAGGACCUGGAUAAGUGCCGUGUGGCCAUGAACAAUCACCAGCCUCAGAUGCUGGUAGCUGGCGCCACCAGCAUCGCCCGCAGAGCCAACCGGAUCCUCUUGGUGGCAAAACGUGAGGUGGAAAACUCUGAAGAUCCCAAAUUCAGGGAGGUGGUGAAGGCCGCGUCCGACGAACUGAGCCAGACUAUUUCUCCCAUGGUGAUGAACGCAAAGGCUGUGGCUGGAAACAUACAGGAUCCAAAUCUUCAGAAAGGCUUCCUGGACUCGGGCUAUAGGAUUCUCAGUGCUGUAGCGAAAGUCAGAGAAGCCUUCCAGCCCCAGGAGCCAGACUUCCCACCACCACCUCCUCCUGAACUGGAUCAGCUUCAUCUUAACGACGAAGCAGCACCUCCCAAGCCUCCUCUUCCAGAGGGUGAGGUCCCUCCCCCGAGACCGCCGCCUCCGGAAGAAAAAGACGAAGAAUUCCCCGAACACAAGGCCGGCGACAUCGUCAAUGAGCCCAUGAUGGUGGCUGCCAGGCAGCUUCACGAUGAAGCUGGCAAAUGGUCCAGCAAAGGAAAUGACAUCAUCGGUGCUGCCAAACGAAUGGCCCUGCUCAUGGCAGAGAUGUCCCGUUUGGUGCGUGGAGGCAGUGGAAACAAGCGUGCCCUAAUCCAGUGCGCCAAGGACAUCGCGAAGGCUUCUGAUGAGGUCACGCGGCUGGCUAAGGAGGUGGCUAAGCAGUGUACCGACAAGCGUAUCCGGACCAACCUGCUCCAGGUGUGUGAGCGCAUCCCCACCAUCAGCACUCAGCUCAAAAUCCUGUCGACGGUCAAGGCCACCAUGUUGGGCCGAACCAAUAUCAGUGAAGAGGAGUCGGAGCAGGCGACGGAGAUGUUGGUCCACAACGCUCAGAACCUGAUGCAGUCUGUGAAGGAGACUGUAAGAGAGGCCGAGGCAGCUUCUAUCAAGAUCCGAACAGAUGCAGGUUUCACCCUCCACUGGGUCAGAAAGACCCCCUGGUACCAGUAAGAUACCAGCCACUGGUCSUCUGCUUUGUGCUGGUUCUGUCCAGCUGUCCACGAGGACGUUGAAUGGACAGACGUAUGCUUUAUCAAAGCAAUGCCAGCGCCCCCACAUCUUGUGGGCAAAGUUUCUCCCAUGUCCUGUCUGUAAAGGUUGCUGUUCUGAUAUAAUUUAAAUGAUGGGACUAUUAGUGCAAGUUCUGGGUUAAAUUCUUUCUGGGAAGUGUGUAAAAAUAUAUUAUUAAAGCUUAACAUAUCCCAGGAUAAUGCAUAUAUAUAUGGGUCAUAUAAUAUAAGUGUGAUUGUUUCGAUCCAGAAGGGAUUAAAUUAAAAUUAAUUGACAUUUUUAUAUCKUUGUACUGAUUUACUUUACAAUCACUAUCAUUGGAUCAGUUUUGGCUUUAGGGGAAGCACAUGAACUUUAGGAGCUCUUACAAGUACAGCAGAGGCCUGUGCUCAGUGGUGUUACAGCUGUUUACAACCUUCUGCAUUUAAAAUAAACUAAAAAACACUGUCCUUACUUUUCAUACUGUAAUGGAGUUGUAGCAGUCUUUAUUUUCUUCAUAGUUCUGCCAAAGAUAUUUACCAUUAUCUUUGAAAACUGAUUCAUUUUAGGUGUUUCACACAUUGAAAUCAAGUUAAAAAAUCUGCUUCACUUUGAGGCCUGAAAGACUUUUUUUUUUUUACUUUAUUUUCCUCUAGCAGGCCAACAGAAUUUAAAUAUUACGUUCCGUUAGCUGUAAACACCACACAUUUGUAUGAUGAUUAUUUUUUUGUGCACAUUUUUUGAUAGUCAAGGGAAUUUUACCAUGAAGCACAUUGUCUGCAGCUGGAGAAACCUAUCGUCUCAGAUUUGUUUUAAUGUGACUCGAUACACUAAACAGAACCAGAUACCUUUUAAAGCAACUGAAGAAGAUACUUUAAAAAUAUCUGGAGAUGUUUUUUUUUUUUUUUUGUGGAAGUGUCCUUUUUUAAUAUCUAAAUGCCAACUGAUGUGCCUUGCUUUAUAAACUUAUUUUUUUGUAUUUGUAAAAGCUGCUUUAGUGCUAAUUACUUACACAUUUGUUAAAGGUUGGCCUUAUACAAAUCAAGUUAUACUCUAUGCAAACCACGAGUUUUUUUUCCUGUAAAAUUAUGCAACUUGGUUGGGUUUAAAUGGGUCUGAACACGAUUAUGCUUGAGCAUUGUUCACAGUUUUGUAAUAAUAAAKCAUUUUAUAACACCUGUA